AUGGGAUGAUAAAGCCAGCAGAGGUGACAGGGUCACCGCGGAGCCUGCCGCUCCUCCGCCACCAGCGACUUAGUCCUGUGGUUCUUUGAGUCAGCCCGCGGCUCGGGGCCUCCGCCGCCCGUCGUCCGCCGAGGUGGUUGCGGCUCUGAUGCUGCGGCAGGCUCCGGACGCCCGGAGCUCUGGAGGAAUUUAAGAAGCUUUUAUUCAUGUGCAUGCCAUAGAAGAUGGACUCAUCUUCUUCUACUAUGAAUGAAGAGCCUGAUGCUCUGUCAGUAGUUAACCAGCUACGGGACUUAGCAGCAGAUCCAUUAAAUAGAAGAGCCAUCGUCCAGGAUCAGGGAUGCUUGCCUGGCCUGAUUUUAUUCAUGGACCAUCCAAAUCCCGCUGUCGUCCACUCAGCUUUGCUUGCGCUCCGAUACUUGGCUGAAUGUCGUGCAAACAGAGAAAAGAUGAAGGGAGAACUGGGGAUGAUGCUGAGUUUGCAGAAUGUCAUCCAGAAGACUACAACUCCAGGAGAAACAAAACUUCUGGCCUCAGAAAUCUAUGACAUUCUUCAGUCCUCCAAUAUGGCUGAUGGUGAUACUUUUAAUGAAAUGAAUUCACGUAGAAGGAAAGCUCAGUUUUUUCUGGGAACUACAAACAAACGUGCCAAAACAGUAGUUUUGCACAUAGAUGGUCUCGAUGACACGUCUCGGCGAAAUCUAUGUGAAGAGGCUUUGUUAAAAAUUAAAGGUGUUAUUAGCUUUACUUUUCAAAUGGCUGUUCAAAGAUGCGUGGUGCGAAUUCGUUCAGAUUUGAAAGCGGAGGCUUUGGCGUCAGCAAUAGCAUCAACCAAGGUCAUGAAAGCUCAGCAAGUUGUGAAAAGUGAAAGUGGGGAAGAGAUGCUGGUCCCUUUUCAGGAUGCCCCUGUGGAAGUGGAAGAGAACACAGAGCUACCUGAGUACCUGCCUGAGGAUGAGAGUCCCACAAAGGAACAGGACAAGGCAGUGUCCCGGGUUGGAUCACACCCUGAAGGUGGAGCCAGCUGGCUGAGCACAGCUGCAAACUUUUUAUCCAGAUCAUUUUACUGGUGACUUCAACUUCAGUUUGGGGCUCAAGGACUGUGCGAACCAACAGGGGGCCAGCUUUCCAUUGUUGUGGUGAACUGUCAAGUGCAAUUGCAAUAAAUUAUCAUGGAAAGUUUCUAGAUUACAUGACUAUGUAUGCUGCAUUUUACAUCUUAUUGGACAUUUUCCGCACAAGACAGAGGCUACAGGUCAAGUUGUUUAGGAAGGUAUUUUGGUAUUGUUUUCCUUUGCUUAAUUGCCUCACAUUUUGUUUUGAAAAACAUGGGUCCACUGUUAAAACCAAAUGUAUGUGUAGCUUUAUAUUCUGUUUUACAGAAGCAUGUGAUUAGGAAAACUCAUUUUCUCCUCAAGCCUCAGGAGAUUUCCAAAAAGUUUUGCAUAGCUCAAGUUGUGCAUGAAUUACCAAUUUUUUUCCCAGCUUUUCUUCAUGAACGAUCUAUGACAUGUGCUUUGGUACCCUUUUCUGAAAGGUGAAAACAUACCUACUUAGCUCCCUUUUGUGCCUUUUUUAUGUUGCCAACCAUGUUUUAUAGAAAAGACAUUAGUAAUGCCAUUUUGCAAGUGAAAUUAUGUUCAUUUGAACACAGAAGUACCUAAAAAGGAAAAAAAAAAAAAAAAAACCUCUACAAAAAGCUGUACAGUCUUCCUUGCUAUAAUUUAGUAAGAUUACUGCAGGCCAGUUAAACACAGGGACGCUAGCAGCUGUACAGUGCUUUGGGGAGAAACUGAAUGUGGCCAAGCAUGGCUCUGUUGACUCCUGCUCACUUAGGCUAUAGUGGCUUUUAAGAAUUAAAUCCACUGUGAUGUUUGAGCAGCAGAUGGCCUCUUGGCCUUGCUCUGUGGUGACACUGUAUUCUUAGAGAAAAGUCAUAGAUUAAACAACUGACAAACUUGAAAAAGAAAACUAAAUUGGAUGCCUAGAAUGCCACAGUGCCACCUUGGUCAGUCUGACGUUAGACAUCGACUGCCUGGACAUACCCAUCCCAGAGAUGACGCUUCUUAUUGCCUUUUUCUGGUUAUUAAGAAAGUACUGCAGUCAAUUUGACUAAAACAGGAUCCAUGGUAUUGUUUAGAAGGAAAGCAAGCCAGCACUGGUCACUUAUUUCUAUUUUUCCUAUCUAUCCAGAAAACUGACUUCAGUGAAGGUAAGAUACAUAAAUAGAGACAUACACUUGUGUUUUUCUUUAAGACUGAAUUACGUGUAUGCAAUGCUUUCUUAAGAUUUUAAAAUAUUUGACAACUAACAUUUUCUUUUUAGAAGUCAGCUAAAUGUAUUUAAAGGCAACAUCAUUAAAACUAACAGGAAGAAACUGAAAUGCAUCUUCACCAGGUAGAGCUGCUGUUUUGCUACUUGGAGAAUGUGAAGUGAAUUUGGACCCUGGAGGGUUUCCUUGCAUCUUUGUUGUUUCUGUUUUAGAGACCUUUGAAGCCACUGCUGUUGCUGGGGAGAAAUAACCAUACAAUACUAUGGCCGUGAGACCAUGACAUUCAUUAACUUUGUGGCUUUCGGGAAGGAGGGUGUUGAAGGUAUUUAGAGCAUUUUCUCUAUGCCUGGUCUGUGAUUCAAGUGCUAUGUACAAGCAGAAAGCAGAUGUUUUCAGGGCACAUUGCUAGCCUAUAUUUCUACUUGCUGCCAGAACCAGAUAUGUUGACAAAACAACAAAUCACCUCCUUUCUAUAUCUAUUAAAGCAAAGUUUACUUUCUGUUUCAACAGGUUUUUAUUUUAUUUUGCAUCAUCACACAUUUAUUUAAAAACUAUAGCCCUUUUGGUAGUGAUGGUCCAGGUCAGUUGGUAUUUUGGACUGAUGUUUAUGUGUAUCUAGGUGUGCUUGUUGGACUCUCGGAGAACUUAAAGCAACUAUAAUGGCAGUUUUUGAAAUAUAUUGUAAAGUAAUAAAAGAUAACAAUGAACAUCAAGUGGACAUUGUAUUUUUAAAUUUUUACUUAUCAGUUCGCCUGCCUACCCAUCCAUCCAUCCAUCCAUCCAUCCAUCCAUCCAUCCGUCCGUCCUCUAUGUCUCUGUGUGCCCAUACCUUGGGGAGUCAGGAGAGUAUUAGGUCCCUGGAGCUGUCGUUACAGGCAAUUGUGAGUUGUCUGAUAUGGUUGCUGGGAGUUGGGCUCAGUCCUCUGCAAGAACAAUACAUGUUCUUAAUCACUGAGUUAUUUCUCUAGCCCUGGGAUAUUCUAGUAUAAAGAUUGACUCUUAAUUACUUUUUUUUGGGGGGGGUGCAAUGCUGGGUAUCCAACCAGUGACUCAAGAGUCUAUUUAAACUUGUUUGAAAUUAUCUGUUUAUAUAUUUAGAGACAGGGUCUUACUAUCUAGUCCAAACUGUCCUGAACCAUGUAUGUGGUCUACCUUAACCUUGAGCUCUCGAGUCUCCUGCUUACAUCCUGAAUGGCAGGAUUAUAGGCAUGUAUCAUCAUGCCUGGCUCUUUAGCAGUUUGCAAACAUACUGUGUGACACAUAGUCUUAGCUCUAUAGUUGCAAGAGUUAGGGGAAGUACUUCACCUGUUACUGUGUAACUAUGUGUGACUAUGUGUGGAUCCCUGAGCUGGACAGACUAGACCUGGAAUCAGUUCACUUGCACUCUUGUUAUGCUUUUGGGUUUGGUUUUCUAGAGCUUUUUGUAGAAGCUUGUGUUCCAACUUCAGAUCUACCCUUAUUCUAAUUUUAAAGAGUUGUUACAGGAGAAUAAAAAUGGAUUCUUAUAACUUGC
Molecule: messenger RNA, 3785 nt
Organism: Arvicanthis niloticus (Nile rat)
Lineage: Eukaryota; Metazoa; Chordata; Mammalia; Rodentia; Muridae
Gene: Armc1
Product: armadillo repeat containing 1
Molecular function (GO): metal ion binding; protein binding
Source: RefSeq, a predicted model, not a curated record